This is a messenger RNA of Linum tenue, 250 nucleotides long. The record is from the annotation of a GenBank genome assembly. Lineage: Eukaryota; Viridiplantae; Streptophyta; Magnoliopsida; Malpighiales; Linaceae.
AUAUGGAGACUGGAAACAUGUAUGCAAGGCCUAGUCAUAGAGUUCCAGCCCCUGGUGGUGUACGAGCCACAGAACCAGACCUGCCUCCUGUCAAUACCACACAGCCUCCCACCACUCAACUAGAGUCGCCUUAGGAAUUCAGAAGGUGCUAUGUAAGGAAGUAGAUAUCUAGGUUUGGUAGUAAAUUAGACUCCCUUUUUGUACAUGCUUUGUGCAUGAUAUGAAUCCCAGUGAUUCGUUUGGAGUGUAG